Messenger RNA from Peromyscus californicus insignis, 1173 nucleotides. RefSeq names its product BPI fold-containing family B member 3-like. Gene Ontology annotation, molecular function: lipid binding. The record is from RefSeq and is a predicted model, not a curated record. The transcript is spliced from 10 exons. NCBI's taxonomy places the organism in Eukaryota, Metazoa, Chordata, Mammalia, Rodentia, Cricetidae. The coding region runs from base 1 to 1173 and encodes 390 amino acids.
AUGAGACUCUUGUGGACAUUUCUCUUCCUUGGCUGCCUGCUUAACAAGAGCUAUGUUUCAUCAGAAGAUUCUAGCCAUGGGUCAGAUGUUGAAAAUGGAGAUGAUGAUGGGUUGGAUACAGAACUUCUGAAUAGUAAUGAAGGUGAAUACACUCAUAUGGAAGAUGAUAGUGAAAAACUGGCUUCUAUGACUGUUACUUCAUCUACAAAGAUCGCUGAAGUCGAUCCGGACAGUGUAGAUAAACUUGAUCAACCCAAGAUGGAUGCUUCAGACUCCCUGGACACAAGUGGCACCACCAGCCAAAGAGCUGGCAACCUUAACGAACAACUGUCAACACCUGUUCUCAACCAGGACAUCCUGAGCCAGGAAGGGCUUCUGAGCCCUCUUAUCCUCAACAACCAGAAUCUAGCCACGGAGAGAGAAGAGCUACUGACGCUUCUCCUGGGUGGCAGUCUAUCAUUUGGUAUCAGAAAUGACCUCCUGGAGGCAGCAGGGACCAAGGCUGUGGAAGGCCUGAUCUGCAAGGGCUCCCUGGGUGGCCUUUGUGGCCAUGGGAGUCUCUCUGGCAUGAAUGAUGUUCUGAAGAACAUGAAUUCUGGGCAACUCAAUAGCUGGCUCAAUGUCACCCGCUUUGAUAUUGUCCGGUUGUCAUGGAAUGUCUUUGCCUCAUCUCGUCUCGAACUUAAACUUCAGACCAAGUUGACUAUCAACUUUUCAGGGAUGCUCUCAUUUCUCAGUGGCUCUACAGUGGAUGUGGACAUUGUGAUCCCCUUGGAUUUGCACCAGACUGAGCCUGGCCAAGUCUCAUUUUCCGUGAAGAGCUGCCAGGCAAUAUUCAGUGGGAUCCAAGUGAAUACAGGCAUGUUCUCCACAAUGAUGGAAUCGAUGAUGAAAUGGUCCUUGAACAUUUCCUUGCCCAACAUAUUGUGCCCAGUGGUCAGAUUCUGGUUCUACAUCAUCAACCAACAGUUGACCAUUCUGAAAAAUAUUGCCUCACUCGGGAUGUUGGGGGACAACAACUUGCCCAGUACCCCACAGCCCAUUUUGUUCCAACGGUCUUAUCACAUGGACUUUAAGGACAAAAGUUUCCCAGCCUCUUUCAUCAAUUGGCUGAUUAAAGAAACUUUUGACUUCAUGGAAUCCCAUGUGACAGUUUUCACUCUUGUGCCCUGA